AUGGAGAAGCUGCCCGAGCAGUUUCGCUUGACUAUUACGAGAGGGCAGAACUUCCUGGAGUGGUCAAUGGAGGAAAUGCUACAAGCCUUUGAGAAAGAGCUCGAACUACGUGAAGCGCACGAUGCGGGUCAUAGAGCCAGUAGUUGUAAGGUCGAGAACAAAUGUAGUGUUUGUGAUGGGGCUCAUCAUGUUGCACUGUGCGAAAUGAGUCCUAAGAGCGAGGGUAAGCAUGACGAAAUACCCAAGCCUAAUGACGAAUGUAAAAACGUACCCAAUAACACGAAUGUGCAUGUGACUACUCCUAAUAGUAACUUGCAUGCUGGAACUGGUAGCCUGGUUGCCUUGCAGACUGCACGUGGCGUUUUAAGGGGGGAAAGGGUGGUUAAGGUGCGGGUCCUCUUUGACGCGGGAAGUCAUCGUUCCUUUGUUACUUCCAAAGCAGCUGGUCUCGCGAAUCCCAGGGGUAUAAGAAGGGAAUUGUUAGGAAUUAAUACGUUCGGUCAAAAAUGCGUAAAAGCCGAGCACAGGGAAGUGGUUGAAUUAAAGCUUGAACCUCUUAACGGAAAUAAGGUUAUCACACUGGAAGCAUUUGUAGUGCCGGAAAUAUGUAGCAUAGGAAAUAGCCAUGUAGAGAUAGCGCGGAGGGAGUAUAAACAUCUGGAAGGUAUAUGGUUUUCAGAUGUUUCUAAGUCAGAAGAUGAGUUAGAAGUAGAUGUUCUGAUAGGGGCAGACUACCUUUGGAGCUUUCAGACAGGGACAACCAAGAGAGGUAAAUCAGGAGAACCUGUUGCUAUAGAAACAGAAUUAGGGUGGGUUUUAUCAGGACCGCUGAGAGUACAAGACAUUGAGAGAGCGGAGCCAGUCCAAGUGAAUUUUGUAGCACAGAGAUUGAGUAGUGAAGACAGUUUGGAGAGUAAUGUGCAAAAAUUAUGGAGUUUUGAAGGGUUAGGCAUUAGUGAGGAAGAUAAGGUACAUGAAGAGUUUUUAGAUGAAAUAUCAUUUACAGGAAGUAGAUAUUCAGUCAAACUGCCCUGGAAGGAGAGCCAUAAGAAAUUGCCUGACAACUAUGCAAAUAGCUUAAGUAGAAUGAAGGGUCAGCUGCGACGACUGAGGAAAGAGCCAGCAUUGUUAGCAGAGUAUGAUUCUAUCAUCAGAGACCAGGUAGAGCGAGGGAUAGUGGAGCCAGUAUCUGCAUUAGAGAAGGUUGAAAGGGUUCAUUAUUUACCACACCAGGCAGUAAUUCGCAGGGAGGCAGUGACCACUAAACUCCGGAUCGUCUAUGACGCAUCAUCCAAGGAAGUCAGCAAUGAGGCAAAUUAUCAAAAUAAUGGUGGCAAUCUUUUGGAAUGA
Molecule: messenger RNA, 1350 nt
Organism: Dendronephthya gigantea
Lineage: Eukaryota; Metazoa; Cnidaria; Anthozoa; Malacalcyonacea; Nephtheidae
Exons: 3
Coding region: 1-1350 (449 amino acids)
Source: RefSeq, a predicted model, not a curated record